UUAUAAAGAGGAUUAAACGUGUUCGUGUCUCUGACAUGUCUGUGUGUGUCUGGUCUGCGCUGUGUCACCAUGUUCGCUGCAGCUCAUCGACUCGUGUUGUCUCAUGUUCGUCGUUAUUGUCAGAAGACUCCGAUCAAACCGAUCAAACUGAGAAUAUCUGAAGCUGCUUCAGGAGCCGAGCUGGGAGCUGAAGUCAAAGUGCAGGGAUGGGUUCGCUCUUGUAGACCUCAGAAGACAAAUCUCUUUCUCCACGUGAACGACGGGAGCUGUUUGCAGUCACUGCAAAUCGUCGCCAGUUCAGAGCUGAACGAUCCGUUGCUCACAUUUGGUAGUGCUGUUGAGGUCACGGGCAUUCUUAAGAAAAGUCCACACCAGAAGCAGUCAGUCGAACUGGAAGCAGACCAGAUCCAUGUAAUCGGAGAAUGUAACCCUGUGGAUUUUCCCUUGAAAGUCAAGGAGAGACACAGCUUUGAAUAUCUUCGCCAGUUUCCUCAUCUCAGGUGUAGAACAAACGCCUUUAGUUCCCUGCUGAGAAUACGAAGUGAGGCCACUACAGCAAUGCACUCAUAUUUCAAGGAAAAUGGCUUUGUGCAGAUUCACACCCCAGUCAUCACCUCAAAUGACUGUGAAGGAGCAGGGGAGCUCUUUCAAGUUGAGGCACCAAGCACAGGGAAUGAAGAAGACGAGAACUUUUUCUCAGUCCCAGCCUACCUGACUGUGUCCGGUCAGCUUCAUUUAGAGGUGAUGUCAGGCGCCUUUUCUAAAGUCUACACAUUUGGGCCAACCUUUCGUGCAGAGAACUCCCAGACCAGACGCCACCUGGCUGAGUUUUACAUGGUGGAGGCCGAGAUCUCCUUCACAGAGUCCUUAGAGGAUCUCACCAAGGUCAUGGAGGACAUGUUCAGAUCUGCCACGGAGCAUGUCUUGGCACACUGUGCAGAGGAUGUGGAUUUGUUUCACAAGCAUGUGACUCCUGGACACAGGGAAACUGUAGAUUCUAUGCUGAAGAAGAGCUUCCCUGUGAUUACCUACAGUGAGGCUAUAAACAUCCUGAACCGGAGCUCUGAGAAAUUUGCCUUCCCGACGCACUGGGGUUGUGACCUUCAGACAGAACACGAGAAGUACCUGGUGAAACAUUGCGGCAACAUUCCGGUCUUUGUCACUGAUUAUCCUUAUGAUCUGAAGCCGUUUUAUGCAAGAGACAACGAGGACCAUCCGGAGCAUACAGCAGCUGCGGUGGACCUUCUUGUGCCAGGAGUUGGAGAGCUCUGUGGGGGCUCACUGAGAGAGGAGAGGCUGGAUCUGCUGAGGGCUCGGCUGGAGGAGGUUGGACUAGAAGACAUCUACAGCUGGUAUCUGGAUUUGAGGCGUUUUGGCUCGGCCCCUCACGGUGGCUUUGGAUUGGGAUUUGAGCGAUAUUUGCAAUGCAUACUUGGUGUGGACAACAUAAAAGAUGUGAUUCCUUUCCCAAGAUUUUCCCAUUCUUGCCUUCUAUAAAACAGUUUGAACUAUUUUUUUGUGAGGUCUGUCUGACAAACAUUAAAUAAAUAU
Molecule: messenger RNA, 1551 nt
Organism: Larimichthys crocea (large yellow croaker)
Lineage: Eukaryota; Metazoa; Chordata; Actinopteri; Sciaenidae
Gene: nars2
Product: asparaginyl-tRNA synthetase 2, mitochondrial
Exons: 14
Coding region: 70-1497 (475 amino acids)
Biological process (GO): asparaginyl-tRNA aminoacylation
Cellular component (GO): mitochondrion
Molecular function (GO): ATP binding; nucleic acid binding; asparagine-tRNA ligase activity
Source: RefSeq, a predicted model, not a curated record